ACAGCAGGCCAAGUAAAUCUGUCAACGUCUACUCUUCAUUUUGCUGACUGUCCGAGAUUCUUCCAGCAUUUGUAAUUUCGAGUUCAAAUUUAACUAUCGUGUAGGCAUUUAAUUUUGCGCAACCCAGCUUGGUUACCUUGUAUCAAAAGUUGUUAUAAGUAAGUAAUUGAUCAAAAUGUACAAAUCAAGUGUACUUCAUUUACUAUUUGCGGCGGCCGCGUUGCAAGUAGCCCUAGCACUAAAGGAUGGAGAAUGCGAAGUCUGUGUGAAAACUGUCGACAAAUUUGCGGCUACGUUAGCAGAUGAUGUGAAGAAAGACCCCAAAUUAAUUGAGGCUGAAUUUAAGAAGUUUUGCAAAGGCAGUAAGAACAAAGAAAAUAGGUUCUGUUACUAUUUGGGCGGUCUGGAAGAAUCUGCUACCGGUAUUCUUGGCGAGCUUUCAAAACCUUUGAGUUGGUCGAUGCCUUCUGAUAAAAUAUGUGAAAAGUUAAGGAAAAAAGAUGCACAAAUUUGUGAUCUCCGAUUCGACAAGCAGAUAGACCUCAACAAUGUAGACUUGAAGAAGUUGAAGGUCCGCGACCUGAAGAAGAUUUUGAACGACUGGGACGAAGUGUGCGACGGCUGCAUCGAAAAAACAGACUUCAUUAAAAGAAUAGAAGAGUUGAAACCAAAAUACAUGAGAUCUGAACUCUAAAGUAGCAUAAUACAAUAGUAAAUUAUUCAUAGGCCAAUGUGAUAUGAGCCCCGUUCAGUCAGCACUCCACAGCUCAUAGUGAUCAUCAGCAUUUGAACUGCAUUGUGUGCAUGAGAAGAUUGUGUGAACUUAAUGACUAAAUUAUUAUUGUAAAUUAAGUAAAUAUUUUUUAAACA
This is a messenger RNA of Amyelois transitella, 870 nucleotides long. RefSeq names its product mesencephalic astrocyte-derived neurotrophic factor homolog (gene Manf). Gene Ontology annotation, biological process: dopaminergic neuron differentiation; neuron projection development. Gene Ontology annotation, cellular component: endoplasmic reticulum. Bases 176 to 694 code for a protein of 172 amino acids. The record is from RefSeq and is a predicted model, not a curated record. Lineage: Eukaryota; Metazoa; Arthropoda; Insecta; Lepidoptera; Pyralidae. The transcript is spliced from 2 exons.